GCGGGAAGCUGCAAGCAGCCUGCCCGGAUUCUCCUUGCAAAUAGUGCGAAAUUAAUUGUAACUUGUGAUUUUCAUAAUUUUCUAACUCAUUUUGGGUAGGUGUACCAGAAUUACAAUAUUUAUAAGACAACAGAGUGGCUUGACUUCAUGAGGGCCAAGUUAGUGGUGAUACAGAGGUGUUGUCGUGAUGAUGAAUGUUAAAAGCCAGAACGUUUGGGUGACAACGUUGAGAGUGAUGACCGUCUCCCCACGCAAACGGACGAUGGUGGGUCGGUUGAGAUCCAGUCCCAAACGUGGGAAAGGUGAUUCACUGGAAGAAGAUUGGCAUUCUGCAGCAAACUUUCCGUUUUCAGAAUCCCCGACUUUGCCCAAAAAAACACAGACCAAGAGAGGUAAACCUUCAUCUGCUGCUUCGAGAUCUCAUAAGGAAACAACACAGCAGACUCGCAGGCAAAGUGUGUUACUGAAGCGUCUUGAUCUCCCAACAAACCUGACAGGUGUGUCUCCAGGCUCCACUGCACGAAAAACACGUAGACAGUCAAUGGUUCACUUAAGUAUAAGUGAGACAGAGCGAAGGGAAAUUCAGAACAAUAAGUUGCUAUUGCCAGUAGCAGAAAAAUCAAGUUCAAGGAAGGUGUCUAGGUCCAAACUGCCACCCAGUAAGCCAGCUCCUCCCAAGCAGGAAACAAAUACAGAAAAGAAGGAUAUAGUAAAAACAAAAUUGCAAGAAAAAGAAAUUAAGAAAACAAUGACAAAACCGAAAUCUAAAGGAUCCCUUGUAAACCAGAAUGACUUUGCUCGACGUAAAUCACUAAGAUCAUUCGGUUUAGCUGGAAACAUGUUUGAAGACAGAACAAAAAGAAAAGCAGGAACUGAAGUUACAAAUGAGGUGCAGCCAGCAGCAAAGAAAAGGAAAGCUGAACCUUCCUCAUAUAAAAAAGCAGAAGUUGCCCAAAUAAACCUUUUUUCACCAAAACUUAGGAAAGCAAAAUAUUGCACAAGUCCAUUGGUUAAGCAGGAGAAAACUUUUAAACCAGAAACAUUGUCUCGGACAAAAAAUACAAGUCCAUCAGUUAGGCUGAAUAGGAAGACUGCAAAAUCAGCAUCUUUGUCUCAGAUAAAGUCUGUAACUCCAUCCCCAUCCUCUCGUACAAAAGUGUCAAGCACAACAAAGUUCUCCAACAGUCGUCAGACUCGAGGAAGCAUCACCAACUUGGUUACAGUAACAAAGAGAGAAUCACUGCCUCGAACUCCUAAUUUUCUCUCAAAAAAAGAUGGGGAAACGCCAUCACCCUCACCAAGGUUUUCGAGAGUAACGAGGUCCUCAGUUAAAAGUAAAAAAAGAGUCAAAUUAAUAGUCAAGAGUCCUAAAGCAGAGUCUCCAGUCCUAGGAUUCAGGAAGACUCCAGCUUCUAACAGAAAAGUUCAAGCAAAUCAUGUCAGUGCCCAAGGAUCAUCUGUACUGCCAACUGCACGGAUGCAACUGGAAUAUAUAAGACAUUCAUCUCCUUUACGAUCCACUAGUAAAGUUGCUAACAGCCGGGUGAAACCAUACACCCCUAAACCUGAUCCUGCGCCGAGCCAUAUAUUAAAACAGACUCUGAAGAAGAAAGUGGAACAAGAUUUGGAUGUUGUAACACUGGUUGAUGUGCAUAAAGAGAAUGGUGAUUGUAAUAGUCCAAGUCGAUUAAUUGCGAGGUACGUGGAUGUACCUGUGGUCGUCCCCAGCACUCCAUCUUCAACCCACAAUUUGCCCCCAACACCCAAAUCCUCACGCCAGCACCAGACCCCUUCAAGCACUAGCAGGUGGUGCGUGGAACCACGUCGCGCACUAAAUGUGGGUAUGGUGACUGAGGCCACCUCACUGCCAUCAGUAAAGUCAUCAGUGGAAUCAUCCCGCAGCCUGACUACAAUGUCAUGCCAGCAGACUCUUUGCCAAGCAACUCCUCGAAGUAGCACACCCAUUGAAGAUGAAUCGAGAUUAGAUGCUCUAACAGGAGUUGACACUAUGGUGAAAGAUUCAAACAAAGUGUGUCUAGAAGAUGCAUCUGUUGAGUCUUCUAGCCCUUGUAUUUCAGAGGAUGAGGAGGAGGAUGAUGAUAAUGAUGACGACAGUGAUGAUGAUGAUGACGACGACAAUGAUGAUGACAAUGAUGAUCCUACAGAAAGUGAAGAGACACAACAGUCAAGUAGGAAAAGUUACUGUGUGCUUAUGUAGAACUACCAAUGAUGAUAUACUUAAUGGUUUUAUCAUUUCUGGAUGAUGGUAAAUGUCACCCCAUCUCCAUUUCUUUGUUUUAUUGUGAGAUUAAUUCAAGCAGAGUCAAUUACUGUCUUCCCAUUGCAAGGCUUAUACUGUACUGCAUAACUAUUCCUCGUUACAGCUUAUUGGAUCAACCUUUGUUCAUUCACGCUGUGUAUCCGUGAGAGUUACUGCUUUACAAAAGUGAAUGCUUAAGUCUCUAUAUAUUAGAUAAAUAUACAGUACUGGCAUUGAAGGGUUAUGAUGCAUAUUGAAUGGUCAAUUCUCGCCCAAAUUUUAAAAGACACUGACUGGCUGCUCUGCAAUAUAUAAUUUCAAGUAUGUAUAAAUUUUUGUAUGUCACUUUUUAGAUUGGUGUGAAGAACAUGUAAUUGCAUAAUAUCACACAAGUAGGGUUUUACAAGUUACAUGCACAAGAUGUAUAUACCGUACAAUUUUUUUAUAUAGAAACUUUAGGUAUUAUGAUGGCAUGGAUACACAAGAGGUACAAUUCUUUCCCAAGAUGGCCAGCUAAGUAAUUUUUUGGUCAUAGUUAAAUUUUUACAUCAAUGCUUCUUAAACUUUUUUUAGUGCCUUCACCCUCGAGUCUUUAUUGCAAAAUUUCGAUAGUUUUCCAUUUUCAUUUCUCUGUAUAUACUGUACAAUUAUACAUGACGCAUUGUUGCAUAGUUUGAAAAGACAACAUAAACUAAUUUCAUAUU
Homarus americanus (American lobster) is the source of this 2964-nucleotide messenger RNA. Its product is annotated as serine/arginine repetitive matrix protein 1-like. Bases 188 to 2218 code for a protein of 676 amino acids. The transcript has 9 exons. The record is from RefSeq and is a predicted model, not a curated record. NCBI's taxonomy places the organism in Eukaryota, Metazoa, Arthropoda, Malacostraca, Decapoda, Nephropidae.